Fusarium graminearum PH-1 is the source of this 1632-nucleotide messenger RNA. RefSeq lists its product as uncharacterized. Lineage: Eukaryota; Fungi; Ascomycota; Sordariomycetes; Hypocreales; Nectriaceae. The transcript has a single exon. The record is from RefSeq and is a predicted model, not a curated record. Bases 1 to 1632 code for a protein of 543 amino acids.
AUGUAUCUCAUCAACGUCUCAACGUACGACCUCGAAGAGUUCCACGGCAAUAUCCCCAAAUAUGCAAUCCUAUCGCACACAUGGGGCCCCAGUAGCGAGGAAGUCCUCUUCCAUGAGAUGCAAAAUUCUCUCUCAGAUAUUAGAAUCAAAAAGGGCUUUCGGAAAAUCGGAUUAUGCGCUGAACAAGCAAAAAGAGAUAAACUCCAAUAUUGUUGGGUAGAUACCUGCUGUAUCGACAAGUCCAGCAGCGCAGAACUUUCGGAAGCUAUUAACUCCAUGUUCGCUUGGUACCGAAAUUCAACUGUCUGCUAUAUAUACCUCGAUGAUGUCGUUCAUCAAGAAGGAUCCAACGGAAGAGAUGAUUCUUUCAAGAACGCAAGGUGGUUCGCCCGAGGAUGGACAUUACAAGAGCUCAUGGCCCCGCGAGUCUGUCGGUUUUACGAUGUAAACUGGACGGUAAUUGGUUUCAUCUCAGAAAGUUACUACAGCCAGCAGGUGGUCAACGGAUUUCUUCGCGAGUCUUCGGCUGUGGAGAUACAUCUGAAUCCUUACCUGCCCGAACGGAGCAACAUUUCAGGCCAGGUCUCCCAGAUCACCGGGAUCCCAGAAGAUGUUCUUCAUUCUGGAGAUCACGCUUCCUUUUCAGUCGCCACUAAAAUGUCAUGGGUGUCAAGACGUGAGACAAAGCGUACUGAAGACCAAGCAUACUGUUUGCUCGGAAUCUUCGAUGUUCAGAUGCCUCUUUUGUAUGGAGAAGGAAACAAGGCUUUCAUACGUCUCCAAGAAGAGAUCCUCAAAAGACAACCGGACCAUACGCUCUUUGCAUGGCGUUCGGAACAUAACGCGCCAACUCCUACAUUCAGUGGCCUUCUCGCGCCAUCACCUAAAAACUUCGCCAGCCAUUAUUGCCAAGGUCUAUUGUCUAAGCAUGUCGACAUGCCAUAUGAAAUGACAAAUAAAGGCCUGCAUUUGCAAGUACGGCUUAUCAAGAGCCGGAAAACCCCCAACGAGGUAUACGCUAUCCUGGAUGUGAGCCACGGAUCAAACCCCAGAAAUGAUGUAUGGUACGGUAUCAGACUCGGAAGGUUGGGCCAAAAAGGCCAGUUUGCUCGCAUAAACUCGGAUGAGCAGCUGGUUACCGAGGCUGAAACGGCGGAUACAAUCUACAUGAAGCCGAGUCAUAUCUAUGUGCAAAAUUUCAUAAACCAUGAAUCACCUCUCUACGAUCAACUAAAACCUAGUAGAGUAAUUCUUGGUUGCGCAUUGGGGACUAUGUUGCUCACCAUUCUGGAAGCAUCAGGUUCAAAAAGCUGGGAUGACAAAUCCUUUAGUUUCUGUCCUUCCCAAGACGACCUUUUCUACGCAAAGCUGGCAUUUGAAAACACGCCUAAACUACGGAACAUGUCGUUUUUAACGAUCGGAUGGAUCGUUCGUAAAGAUGAUAUUGAGGGUAUAACUUCUCGUUUAGCUAUCUUGUCUGACCCGAAAGACUUGCAUAGACCGGAAACUUUAUGGGAAAAUGGCAUUCGAUCUGGAAUUUCAAAGAUAUACUCUCAAAAGACUUUCAGUAUUAUCAAUGGAGAGUUGGUGGCUAGAAUAAUGCUUCGUGAUCAAAUUAUUUACGAGACUUGA